Molecule: messenger RNA, 1725 nt
Organism: Daldinia loculata
Lineage: Eukaryota; Fungi; Ascomycota; Sordariomycetes; Xylariales; Hypoxylaceae
Product: DUF500-domain-containing protein
Exons: 5
Coding region: 259-1428 (389 amino acids)
Biological process (GO): actin cortical patch localization; actin filament bundle assembly
Cellular component (GO): actin cortical patch
Molecular function (GO): actin filament binding; phosphatidylinositol binding
Source: RefSeq, a predicted model, not a curated record
GUAUGUUUGUGUGCGUAGCCUUGCGUUGGCUUUGGCGCUUUUGGAACUUUGCCGUUGCUGCCGCUUGCCCCGCCGAGGUGGCAGAGCUUCAGCAGCUGACGACAUUAGUAUUGGUUCUUCCUUCGUAAAGUUGGUGUUUGCAACUCACCGCGAUACCUAUCAACUAUUUAAUAUUCCUUACCGUCGCAAAAAGGCUUUAAGCUCGGAAAUUUCGGAUUAGACCGCUUUUCGACUUGAGAUACCAACAAGAAUCUCAAGAUGGGUAUCAACAACCCUAUCCCGUCGUCUAUGGCGUCGGAAUGCAAGAAAUGUGGCAAGAUUCUUACUUCUUUCAUCGAUCCUCGCCAAGCGUUUGGUCCCGACAAGAUAAUUCCUCCGUCGGUCCUAGCGAAUGCUAAAGGCCUUGCGAUCCUCACUGUCAUCAAAGCUGGCUUCCUCGGGUCUGCACGAUUUGGUUCUGGGCUUGUCGUCGCCCGCUUGCCCGACGGCACGUGGUCUGCGCCAUCGGCCAUCAUCACCGCGGGUGGCGGCUUCGGUGGCCAGAUCGGGUUCGAACUGACCGAUUUCGUCUUUAUUCUCAACGAUUCCCACGCCGUUAAAACAUUCUCUCAACAAGGUUCUAUUACACUAGGUGGAAAUGUCUCUAUAGCGGCAGGACCAGUAGGCAGAAACGCAGAGGCUGCCGGUGCCGCAUCUCUGAAGGGUGUGGCGGGUGUGUUCAGUUAUAGCAAGACGAAAGGUUUAUUUGCUGGAGUAUCUUUAGAGGGCUCGGCGAUUGUGGAACGACGAGACGCGAACGAAAAGUUAUACGGUCAGCGCUGGACAGCAGCACAGCUCCUCACAGGUUCCGUACGACCGCCACCGCAAGCCGCCCCGUUAAUGUCCGUCCUCAAUUCCAGAAUAUUUGCCGGUGUGCGCCAAGGUACCAUGGACGAUGCCAUGUACAAUGACGUCCCUGUUUAUGAAGAUCGCCAUGAUGACGUAGUAUGGAACGGCCAACGAGGGAGUGCUUACGGCGAACCUCAGCACAACAAUGGUCAGGAUGAAUUCGGUGCGCCGAGGCGCGCAAAUACAUGGCAAGACGACGUGUACGAUCGACCGGCCGCUGGUGGUAGCGUUGCUAGAUCCGGCACCGUGAACGCUCGAGCCUCAGCCCCUGUGGGUGGUUAUUCAGAAGGGGGGCGGGCCGGCCCCGGUAGACCCGCGGCACCGAAACCGAAUUUCGCAAGUAAGCAAGCGUUAAUGAAGAAGAAUGAGGCCGUUGCGUUAUACAACUUCGAACCGGACCAGCCGGGCGAUUUGGGUUUCAAAAAGGGCGAUGUUAUCACAGUGUUAAAAAAGACUGAUAGUGCUAAUGAUUGGUGGACUGGCAUGAUCGGCUCAAGGCAUGGCAUAUUCCCUAGCAAUUACGUCAAGAUGAAGGAAUAAAAAGGCGACACAGGCUUUCCGAGCUUACCUUCUUAAGAUCAGCUAGGCAUGGAUGGGCGUAUUCGCAUUCGUGAUAAGGGCUUACAGGAAAGGAGGACAGCAGUGAUGAGAUUGCUUAAGAAAUACCUGGCUCGUUCUUGAGAUACCUAGAUUCUAUUCUCCACAUAGGGUUUUAUGAUUCAACUUUGGUGUAAGCGGUGUUUUAUCUCGCAAUCAACGAUUUUGAUGCGAACUAUUAUUCAAUUCUAGCGUUGUAAAUAUGGGUUUAAGAAUAUUCGAAUAAAAGUCUUGACUAAA